AUGGAAAAUCUGAAAACAACAAGGAUUCAAACAAUUAUACGAUCAGCAGAGUCCAAAAAAGCUGUAAUAAACGAGUUUCUUAAGGCGUGGGUGGUGAUUCCUGCUGCUGAUACUUUGCGCCGCAAAUAUUUACCCGACAUAUUUGAAAAACAUCUCCAAGCAUUACAUACUGAAUUUAAAGAGAAACCCAUAGCCAUUAUUAUUGAUGAAGCUACAGAUUCUCAGGCUCACAGUGUUGUAAAUACUCUGUUCAGUUAUUGCAAUUCAUCAAAACUUGUAUCAGUCGAUUAA
Messenger RNA from Ambispora gerdemannii, 291 nucleotides. The record is from the annotation of a GenBank genome assembly. Lineage: Eukaryota; Fungi; Glomeromycota; Glomeromycetes; Archaeosporales; Ambisporaceae.